Molecule: messenger RNA, 2959 nt
Organism: Nasonia vitripennis (jewel wasp)
Lineage: Eukaryota; Metazoa; Arthropoda; Insecta; Hymenoptera; Pteromalidae
Exons: 5
Coding region: 1227-2675 (482 amino acids)
Source: RefSeq, a predicted model, not a curated record
AUUUCUAAGAGAUUAAAACGUCAUUAGUCUGCGGAAUCGAUACACACUAGUACAUUUAGGAUCAAACUUUGUAUUCAAUAUACUCUUACGAAGGCACUUGAAAAUUUUAAUAUUUUGCGUUAUUCAAUGAAACAAAUGAUUAUUCACUUUCAAAACUUAAAAAUUUCCUUCUACAAUUUUCACGCGUAAGUAUCCGUUAAUUGCUGCAAUAAUUAUAAGAGCCAGUAAACUUUGCCAACAAUUUCCUUCGAUUUUAUGGUUUAAAAAUACACGUUGAGUGCACUAUGACUGUGCUGGGGUUUUCCACAGCUUAGAUUGCAAUAGAUAGAAACAAUUUUCACGUCCGAUUCUUUUUUUUUAUAACUAAUUUAUCGCUAAUGAAUUUCAUGUAUUACAAAGUAGAAACUUGUUCGCAUUGAAACACUAGCCUCGCGCGUUUACAAAGCCUGUGUGAGAAAAAAAAUGCUUUGAAUACAGCGAUAUAUUUUCUUCAAAAUUAACUACAUAAAUACACGUGAAAUCCAGAAAUCCGCAACCUACAAACGCGAGAUCUAUAAUUACCAUAAAUCGUCGCCAAAUCGAGUAUCCUCGAGAACGACAAUGAAAAUCGUAUCCUGCCCCCCCGCCUGCGAUCUCGCGAAAAUAAUCCGAUCUUCAUCAGAAGACAAUCACAUUCGUGGGCGUAGGCCGAGUAAGAGCCAGUUCCGAAUAAUCGUUACUCAAGCAGAUAGCCUUAGCCCAGUCUCUCCUGAGGUGCUUCGGGAUUUCUCAAGGACUUGCUCGACGUCGUCGUUGCGGUGUGCUCGCGCGGAAUGUAAUUUUCGCUCGGCGCGCAUCGCCGAUCGCGCCUGAACAAGUGCACCUGAACGGUUUUCCCCGGCGGUUGACCGAUAUGCGCAAGAUCGGUAGCAAAAACCAAUGCACCUACUGUCUCGCUGAGGGAAGGGGAAGGGGAUCGUUUGUGCUUAUGGGAGUGCGCGUACAGCGCGAACGAAAAGGAAAGGUGUCGUGGAAAAAAGAGAAGAAAACAAAAGCCGAUCGGCCGGCGGCGAUUCUCGUAACCCGUGAAUGACACGGAGCCGCGUGCGCGCGCUGCGUAUGAGUCUGGUUCGCGGUGUCACGAAGUAGGACGUCGCGCGCAUGAUAAUUAAGAAUCUAAGGUCAGUCGCAGUCUUUAAAAAAGGGUCGCCGAUCGCUAGACCGGCGUCAGAGCGAAUUCAGUCAUCAUGCCGUGCAUCCACAGGUGGUGCGUCGUUCUUCUUGCGAUUUGCUUGCUGCAGUUCGCCCGGUGCGAGGAUCCCCAAAAUGCGGAGGCGGAGCGGCUGCGGAAUACACCGCCGGAGCUCAGUUCGGUUGGCGGAGACCCGGCGUUACCGGGUCAAGCUCAAGCUCGAUUUUUGCCGUUCUCCGCGAGCUUUUCCCUGAGCGCUGGAGGCAACAAUGCCCAAACUUUCAGCAUUGCCGGGACCCCUGACGGCAUCGGUCUGUCUCAAAGCUCGAGCCAUGGAUCGGCGGGAACCAACGGAAAUCCCGGCUCAUUCUCGGCGAGUCAGUCGUCGUCGGUAGCAGCCGGUCUCAACGGCAUUUCCGCCUCGGACUCGAACGCCUUCGCUGCUAAUCACCCGUUGUACGGGCCAACUGCGCAGGCUAAUGGCAAUUCAUUCGCCGUGGGUCAAGCGGCUGCCUCUGCUCACGGAGAUGUUGUCAAUGGCCAAGCAGUGUCCGGUGCGCAAUCUUCCGUUGGUGGAACUCACAGUCAGGCCUCUUCAUCGGCUAAUGCAGCUGCGUCAGCUGCUAACAGUCAGAAUUUAAUUCAUCUGAGGCCCGAAAGACCAGCGUGGGGUAACGCACAGCCGAAUUAUGCCAGUGGGAACAAUAACGGUGAUUAUUAUUACAACUCUCAAGGCAAACCAUCAUUGACGAUAACCGUAAGCGAUGAUCGCAAUCGAUUCGGCACGAAGCCAACGAACGGCUGGUACGAAGUUCCGGAGACUCCUUCUCGCGAGUCCUGGAGACGCCCUGCUUAUUGCGAUCAGUACAACGGCUGGUACCGCGAUCCACGAUGCCGUAGUCCCAAGGUUGUUGUUACCAAGCCCACUUACAGGCCAAGCAGACCUGUGUACUUUGAGAAUACUAGGGAUCCAAGACAGGAAGGUGGAAGGGUUCAGAUCUCCGCUGCUUCGGCUGCUUCUUCGGCACAGUCAGGACCCGGUGGAUUAUCCAUCGGUCAGUCGUCGGCACAGUCGCAGAGCUUGGGCGACCGUCAACCUGGUUCCCUGACCAUCAAUCGCGUCGAAGCAUUUGGUAACGCCCAAGCUCACGCUCAGGGUGCCGCUGUACACCACCACCUUGGCCGUCCUGGCAACCUCCAGGCGAGUCUGGGUUCCGGUUCCGCGUCGGCGAGUUCGCGACCUGGUGGUUUUGCUCAGGGAAGCAGUGUCAGCUCCUCUUCGGGAGGCAAUACCAACAGCCAGGUCAACACGUCCAGCGGAGGAGGUGGUGCCGCUCAUGGUGCCGCCAGCGCUGGAUCCGUGGUCACUUUCCCGGGACCCAGCAGUGCGAAGCAGAUCAUACCCAAGGAGUUCAUCAGAAGCAAAAGGCCGAAGGACGAGGAUGAUUUUGACGAACUGAUAACUGACUUCACUGAUACUGUUUACGAGUUUUUGGAUGUUUGAUUGGAGUAUAUCGGUAUUUUUGUAUAGAAGUGUGCGAUGUAGGAACGAAUGAGUGCGGAACUGAAUGCAUUAUUUUGUAAUUUAUGAGUACAGGCCAUUGAUUGAUUUGCCAUUUUAAUUUUAAAGAAUUGUAAAUAUAGAAAUGUUGUGAUUUCUUGAAGAUUCGUGACGAUUGAAGAAUAGUUACCUGCACUGAUGAAAUGUUCAAUAUCAGAAAACAACUUAUUCAAUAUAUUAUGUAGUGUAAUUAAAUUCUGAUAUAAUAUAGUGUAUAGUUUAACUCA